This is a messenger RNA of Dermatophagoides pteronyssinus (European house dust mite), 2778 nucleotides long. RefSeq lists its product as uncharacterized. NCBI's taxonomy places the organism in Eukaryota, Metazoa, Arthropoda, Arachnida, Sarcoptiformes, Pyroglyphidae. Gene Ontology annotation, molecular function: protein binding. The record is from RefSeq and is a predicted model, not a curated record.
CAAUCUGAAUAUGAUAAUCAUUGAUAUCAAAACAUCAUCUUUAUUCUAAUGUCAACGAAUCGGUAAGAAAUAAUGAGAAGAAAACAACGAAAAAGACGAUUAUUAUCAUUAUUAUCAUCAUUAUCAUCAUCAUUACCACCAAUAUCAUUAUCGAUGAUUAUAAUUAUAAUUUUAUUAUAUCAACAAUUAUUGAUUGGUGGUAUUAAUGCAAUGGCUUCCAAUCCAUAUGUAUCUGGAAUUAAAUUACCCGGAAACCAAAUCGAGGAUCAAACAUUUUAUGGUGAAAUAAAAUCAUUGAUUGGUGGCCGUGUAGAAUUGCCUUGCAAUUUAACUUUGCCUUCAUCAGACGAUGCAAUACAAUUAAUAUUUUGGCAUCGUGGUAAUAAUACACGUGUGCCUAUCUAUACAGUGGAUGGACGAGCUUCACAAACAUUAUCAAAUGCAACACAUUUUUUAAGUGAUAUUUUUCAACCAAAUCGUGCCAUAUUUAAUCUACAAUCAAAUCCAUCAAAAUUAAUUAUUGAUCCAGUAUUUGAAACUGAUCAUAAUGACUAUCGUUGUCGUGUUGAUUUUCGUUGGGGUCGUACAAUCAAUUCAUUUGUUACACUUCAUGUUAUAGUGCCUCCAAAAAAGAUAACAAUUCGUGAUCAAAAUGGAAAUUAUAUUGAAAAUUCAACAAUCGGUCCAUAUGAUCAGAAUACUGAUGUUAUAUUAACAUGUGAAUCGAAUGGAGGUAUACCACCUCCAACAUUACAAUGGUAUAAAAAUGGUGUUAUGAUCGAUGGUUCAUAUAUUGUCAGUGAUAAUGGUUUAGUUUCAAAUGAAUUAAUUAUUUAUAAAAUAUCAACACAUGAUUUAUAUGAUAAAUAUGUUUGUCAAGCUGGUAAUUAUAAUAGUUCAUCAACAAUACCAAUCGAAGCUUAUGUUAUAUUGGAUAUUAAUUUAUUACCAAUCGAUGUACAAAUAUUGACAAAUCGUACAAAAUUAUUAGCUGGACGUAAAAUUGAUAUAAAUUGUCAAACAUAUGGUUCAAAACCGGCUGCAAUUAUAAAAUGGUUUCAUAAUGAUAAACAAUUAAUAACACCGAAUUCAAUUGAAUCAUAUGAAUCGAAUAAAACAUUUAGUUCAAUAACGUUCAAGCCAACUGUUUAUGAUAAUGGUUCAUUAUUAAAAUGUCGAGCUUAUAAUCCUCGAAUUCAAUUGAAUAAAAAAUUUUCAACAACAACAACAACAAAUACAACGGCAACGAUAACAGCAGAAAACAUUGAUGAUGAAAAUCGAAAUUAUAUCGAAAGUAUUUGGCGAUUAGAAGUACUUUAUAGCCCUCAAGUUAUAUUACGAAUUCGUAAAUUCAACAACAACAACAAUAAUAAUGAUCAACAUUCAAUGUCAUCAUCUUCAACAUUACCGACAUCGACUACGACUACCAUUAUGCCAUUAUCAAUAUCAUCACCAACAACAACAAUGAUGGUCAUCAAUGAACAAACAACAUUAUUGAUUGAAUGUUUUAUCAAUGCAAAUCCAUCAUUGGUUGAUGUACAGAUUUUACAUAAUUCAACCAUUAUACAGUUGAAUAAACAAUUAGAUGUUCAAGAACAAAAUGUAACCAAAAUAUUAAUCGAAUCGGUUAAUGCAAAUCAUCGUGGCCGUUAUCAAUGUAUGGCUAUUAAUCAACAAGGAAUGUCACGUUCAAAUGCAAUACAAUUGAAUGUUCAAUAUGUUCCAUUCUGUAAUGAUCCAUAUUUAAAUCCAAAUAAAUCUGGUUCAGGUGAUAAUAAUGGAAUGAGAAUAACAACCACCUUGGCUACAGCAACAAUCAAUCAACAAAACAAUCAUCAUCAUAAUCAUAAUCAACAAUAUGCCUUAGCUAUAAAUGAAUCGAUACGUUUAAAAUGUGAUGUACAAUCAAAUCCAAUUGCAAUAAAUUAUUAUUGGACAUUGAAUAAUGUGGAUGAUGAUAAUGAUAAUGAUAACGAUAAUAAUAAUGAUGAUGAAUGGUUAGAUGAAACAAAAAUUAUUGCUCAAUCACGUCAUGAAUAUGAUAAUGAAUUAUUAUAUCAAAUUAAAACAAAAAAUGAUUAUGGAAAAUUAUCUUGUUGGGCUGAAAAUCGUAUAGGUAUACAACGACAACCAUGUUCAUUUCGUAUACAAAAAGCAGGACCACCAUCAUCAUUAAAUGAUUGUUCAGUAACAAAUAAAACAACAACAAGUUUAACAAUUGAAUGUUAUCCAGGUGAUAAUGGUGGUUCAAGGCAAAUAUUUUUUGCCAAUGUUUAUCAAUAUAAACAAAUUGAUGAUGACGACGAUGACAUUGAUAAUGAAGAUGAAAAUGAAAAUGAAUCCCUUAUUGAUAAUAAACAAUCAAUAUUGAAAAUAAAAACUGCUGGUAAUAGUGGUGUUAAUAAUUUGAUUUCAAUUCAUCACCGAAAAGAAAUGAUAAAUAAAAAAAUAAAUUUAACAUCCGAAACAAGUCCAAUAUUUUAUCUAAAUAAUUUACAACCAGGUACAAAAUAUCAUUUAGAAUUAUAUGCACAAAAUGAACGUGGACAAAGUGAUUUUGAACGUUUAACAGUAACAACAUUAUUUACAAAAAAUACUAAAUUAAUUUCAAGCUCAUUACAAGAAUAUGAAUAUGAAUCAUGGUAUUCAAUGAUGUUUAUAAGUAUUUUAUUUACAAUAUUAUUAAUUGUAAUUAUUGUUUAUAUUGUUUGUCGUUUACGACAACGACAAAUUUCAAGAAAAAAUCGUCGUAAAGAAGAACAAAUUAAACAAAAGUAA